AUGAAAUAUGAGGACCUCGAGAACCAACCAGACCUCGCGAAGGUAACAUCAAAUAACGAAGGACAGGCAAUCCCAAUGGCUGCUGAGGACAUGACAACGGAGAGAGGGCUCAAGUCCCGCCAUGCUCAGAUGCUUGCCCUUGGGGCAACAUUGGUACAGGCCUCUGUCGGUUCUGGACAAAGUUUCUACAUGGGAGGCCCAGUGUGCCUGGUGGUCACUUACUGCCUCAUAACUGGCCUAGUAUUCGGUAUAGUCACUGCAGCGACUGAGAUGUCUUCAUACCUACCUAUACCUGGCUCUUCUAUGUCAUACUUCGCCAGUCGCUUCUUUUCGAGUAGCCUUUGUUUUGCAUUGGGCUGUCUAUUGUUAUAUCUUUGCUACCUCAGUACCAGCAGACAUAAAGGCCGCAAUGCUAGUCGCCCAGUACUGGGACUCUUCAGCCGUGUGGAUUACUAUUUUACUGUGCUUAUUGUUGGACUGAACUGCUUCCCGGUCCGGUUCUAUGGCGAAGUGGAAUUCUGGUUCGCGUCGCUCAAGGUCAUUGGUAUUGUUGGGCUUCUUAUUAUGGCCGUGGUGCUUGUUUUUGGGGGAGGUACAAACUGA
Molecule: messenger RNA, 603 nt
Organism: Aspergillus alliaceus
Lineage: Eukaryota; Fungi; Ascomycota; Eurotiomycetes; Eurotiales; Aspergillaceae
Exons: 1
Coding region: 1-603 (200 amino acids)
Biological process (GO): amino acid transmembrane transport
Cellular component (GO): membrane
Molecular function (GO): amino acid transmembrane transporter activity
Source: RefSeq, a predicted model, not a curated record